AUGGAUUUCCCAAGCUUCCAACCGGAGCCUCGUCAGUACGGUGAACCAUAUACCACCCAACAUCGGGUCCCCAAUAUCCGAGAAUAUAAAGAGCAAUUACAGCAUAGAAACAAGAACAAGCCAGGAACAGUGACGCCGAAAGCAGAACCUGGACCAGGAGAUCAGAGACCCAAAGAUAUUCAACAUACUCCUCCGGAAACACCGACGAACGGCUCUUUCGAUAGAGAUGGCGAUAAUGCCCUGGCUGCUCAAUUACAAACCUCCCAAAAGGAAUCGCUGAACGGUAUUGAGGAUUUUCAGAAUAGACCUCGAAAGGAUAGUUAUUCCCGGGAACCAAUGUCUCCUGCAGCUCUUGCGCAGGAUUCUAUGCAAAGUUACUCUGAAAGCUCAGGCGAAAAUGCCGAAGGGAAACAACCGCAAUGGAACUCGAAAUCACAGCUCAAAGUUCGUGAAGUCACGGACCCGGUUACGCACCUACCAGUUAACAUCCAUGAUUUUACCACGAAUGAACUACAGCAGGUCAAGGACCGAAAUGACGACGGCACUGACCAAAACAUACCCGGCGAAAAGGGAGAAGUGGAGUGGAGUCAGAAGCGGCAUGAUUCGCUGGAGGCUUUGAUCGAGAAUGAGCUUCGACAAACCCAACAAGAACCAAAAUAUUCGCCCGCAUCUCUCAAAAUUAUAGCAUUCGGACUGGUGAUCGCGGGUAUUAUCGUUAACUCAACUGUCGAGUUUAUGUUCAUCACUUUAGACACAACCGGAUUAAAUAAUCCAUUCGUCAAGAUAUUUGCCAAACUCGUCAUAGGUUCGAUACUUGGAGUCACUAUCGCCGCUGUCAUCCAGCGUUAUACCAGUGAACCCUCGACCAAUGCCUCACCGGCUCGUGAAUCCAAAGAGAAAAAUAUUUCACAAAAGCAACUCCCCGAAACAGCAGCAUGGCUCAACAAUACCUUAUCCAGUGUGUGGCCGUUGGUAAACCCAGAUCUAUUCGUUACUCUUGCCGACAUGCUCGAAGACGUGAUGCAAACAUCUCUCCCACGUUUCGUGAAGAUGGUUCGUAUAGCGGAUUUAGGGCAAGGCAAUGAGCCCCUGCGAGUCUUGGGAAUACGUUGGUUGCGUGAAGGAGCGGCUUCUCAGUCUAUCGAUGGAAUGGAAGCUGAGGAAGGAGAUUUCGUCAACUUGGAACUUGCAGUUGCAUACAAAUCUCGACCAUCAGACAAGAGCGUUAAGAGUAAAGUUAAGAAUGCACAUUUACUGUUGGAGUUUUACCUGGCUGGAGCUAUUCCUUUACCAAUCUGGGUCGAACUCAAGGGUAUGAUCGGAACGAUCCGUGUCCGUCUGCAAACAACCCCAGACCCACCGUUCUUCGGACAAAUGACCUUCACCUUCCUCGGUCAACCAAAAGUAACGCUAUCCUGCAUCCCACUAAUGAAGAAAAUGCCGAACAUCAUGGAUGUGCCCAUCAUAUCUUCAUUCGUUCAAUCCUCUGUCGAUGCUGCAAUGAGUGAAUAUGUUGCUCCAAAAAGUUUGACGCUGGACCUCAAAAAGACCUUGAUUGGCGACGACUUCAAGACCGACGUUAACGGUAAAGGAGUUCUUGUUAUCCGUAUCAUCAGCGCAGAGGGAUUCAAGAACGGUGACGGAACGAAGAGUAGUACGGAGGCUCUCGGCAAAGUCAUAGGAUUAAGUGGAAAGACCGGUUCUGAUCCAUAUGUCUCUUUGAGUUGGAGCAAAUACGGAAAGUCUCUCUGGCUCAGUAGGAUAAUAACUAAGUGUCAGACCCCAGUUUGGGAUGAGACAGCAGUCUUGAUCGUCGGGUAUGAAGAAUUAAAUGCAGAAGAGAAAUUGCAAAUCACGCUAUGGGAUUCGGAUAGAACGACUGCGGAUGACCACCUUGGGACUGUGCAGGUAGAUUUAAAAGAUCUGCUACAUGAGAAUGAAGAUGGGGUCCCAAUGACAAGAGAAGACGAAUUCGCCAGCCGGACUGGGGAUAAAAAGAUGCCGGGUACGAUCAAAUGGGAAGUAUCAUGGUUCCCUAGGACAAAACUCAGCGCGGCACAAAUCAAGUCCUCGUCAGCAGCCACCCAAGAACAGAAAUCAAAUCCAAAUGAAUUAUUCAAUGAAAUCAAAUCUGCGACAAUGCGAAAGACACGUGAGGCCCGUGAUGAAAAGGACUCGGCCUCAGAAACCGAUCAACAGCUUAAAGAAGAUAUUAAAUUCACUACAGAUGAGAUUUCCAACAAUGCACCGCCUCCUCAAGAUUUCCCAUCUGGAAUUCUAAGUAUCCAGAUCCACCAAAUAUCAUCAUUAACUCUUCAGCAACAUUCUACCUCCCGAACCCACCAUAAUGAGUCAAUCGAAGAGAGUGAGGAAGGAUCCGAUCUUCCAUCUUCAUAUUGCACUGUCACAAUCAACCACCGAAAAGUUUAUAAAACGAGAGUCAAGCCAAAGUCUUCGAUCCCGUUCUUUAACGCAGCGACAGAGAGAUUCAUUAAAGAUUGGCGGAAUGCAGAAGUAAUCGUUGGUGUACACGACAACAGGCUGCACGAAAACAACCCGAUCCUUGGGUGUGUAGUUUUACCUCUUAGCCAUGUCUUCCGAAAAAGAAGCCAAGUUUGUGAAAACUACCCUCUGGUUGGAGGCCUCGGAUAUGGAAGAAUUAGGAUUUCGAUGGUGUGGAGAAGUGUCACUUGUCAGAUUCCAAAGCAACUACUUGGUUGGGAUGUUGGAACUCUGGAAGUUCGCCCGGAAAUUAUCGGACUUGAUUUACCACAAGAGAUACAAGAGUGUGCAAGAGUAGUUGUAAGCACAAGCUAUGGAAAGAAGUCAAAGAUACCAGCCGUAAGAGAUGGAAGUGGUGCUUGGAAGAGAGAAAGACAAGUUUACGUGCCAAUCAAACAACGGUAUUCUUCAUGCGUCCUGUUCUCGUUUAGAAAGAACAGAGUUGGGCCAGACGGAACACCUGCAUUUGCCGUUUUAUGGUUGAAAGAUGUCCCAGAUGAUGAAGAAUACGAGAAGGAACUUGCAGUAUGGGACAAUGAUGGAGAUAACAUUGUGACAGCAGAAAAAAAUGCGGUCGGUGAAUGCGGAAAGAAGCUGGGGAGUAUCAAGGUCAGGACUAGAUUCUGGAGUGGCCUAACAGGCUACCAUAGAAGACUGUCAAAGAAAGAUAGCCAAAUGAAAGGGGUCAUGGAAAUCUUAGAGUGUGCAAGUGAAGGAAAGGAAUUAAGAGAUGAGGUCGAAGGUGGUUCAUCUAGCGACUCAAGCUCUGAUAGCAGUGAAAGUAGCUCUGACGAGGAGUUACAAGAAAGCGGUGAUAGAGGUGUCAUAAAGGACUUGAAGGAAUACAAAAAGAAUAAGAAAGAACUUCAUAGACAUCAUAGAGGGUUGAUGCAAUGGAAGGCGCUUCGAGGAAUAGAUUGGGCGAAGGAUCAGGUUAAGGAUACUACGAAAGAAGUUGUUCACAAAGUUACAGCUCGAGACACUCAUGAACAAGCCAAGAACAAGAUUGAGACUGAGGUUUAA
Molecule: messenger RNA, 3525 nt
Organism: Orbilia oligospora ATCC 24927
Lineage: Eukaryota; Fungi; Ascomycota; Orbiliomycetes; Orbiliales; Orbiliaceae
Exons: 3
Coding region: 1-3525 (1174 amino acids)
Molecular function (GO): lipid binding
Source: RefSeq, a predicted model, not a curated record